UCGGAUUACAGUUCACACACAUAAAGACUGUCCUGCUCCUCCUAUAUGACGGUUUGCCAGUUUGUUUAUUUAAAUUUUUUUCAUCUUGUAUUUUUGUAAGAAAAUUAUUAAUAACGUGAAAGAUAAACUUACUAUUAAUCCCUAAAAUUUUGAAUAUGAAUUACUCGUACGCAAUAUUAUUUUUAAUGUCCCUUUGGUCUUACAGUAUUGCUUUGGAAUGCUAUGUAUGUGAUAACCAGGAAGAAAAUGAAGAAAAGUGUGGAAAAACUAUUGAGAUCUGCAAUUAUGGAGAGGAUGUCUGUUUAACUGAAAUCAGAUGGGGUUCCACACCCUAUUGGCAACAAGGGGCCUUAAAACAGUACUACAUAUCUAAAAGGUGUUCAACCAAAGAUAAAUGUGAAAAAUUUAGAAGUUCAAAUAUGGCUGCUUGUACCCAUAUUUGGUAUGAGGAUUGGAAAUGUUCCGAAUGUUGUAAAGGAGAUAGGUGCAACUAUUACAUAAUUUCAAAAGCACCUGCUCUUAAUUAUUCACCUUUGUUGAUGGUAGGAUUGUAUAUCUUUAUCCAAACAUUGUGAUGGCUAACCAAACAAUCUUUAAUCACUAAUGUUGACAAUUUGUAAUUUUAGAAAUCUUUUUAUUAUAUUAAUAGUAAAGUUAAGCAUAAAAUGUAUACUUCCAUUAUGCUUUUUAUACCCAAAGAUGUUCUGUGAAUAUUGUACUGUAUAGUGGAAAAAAUGAGCAAUUACGAUGUAUUGUAGAUAUUAAGAAGUAAUGAAAAUGUAUUCCGUCCAACUUUGGAUCUUAAUAUUUUUUAAGUUUUACCUACCGAAUUUCGUGUUAUAUGUAUAAUGUUGAUUUUUUAAUAUAUACAAGGCAUAUAUUUAUCAUACAGCCAUAUCAUAUCUUCUAAACCCAUAAUGUUAUGAUUAGAAACUUUUAUAAAACAUGCUUUAUGAUGUAUACUAGAGGAAAAUAUGGUUCAGUGUAAUAUUAUUUGAUAAGAUGACAAAUAUAUCUAUACAAAAUCAUUUUUAAUA
Anthonomus grandis grandis is the source of this 1037-nucleotide messenger RNA. RefSeq lists its product as uncharacterized. The record is from RefSeq and is a predicted model, not a curated record. NCBI's taxonomy places the organism in Eukaryota, Metazoa, Arthropoda, Insecta, Coleoptera, Curculionidae. The coding region runs from base 156 to 575 and encodes 139 amino acids. The transcript is spliced from 4 exons.